Molecule: messenger RNA, 1707 nt
Organism: Closterium sp. Naga37s-1
Lineage: Eukaryota; Viridiplantae; Streptophyta; Zygnematophyceae; Desmidiales; Closteriaceae
Source: the annotation of a GenBank genome assembly
AUGCGACAGCCAGGUGCACGAGGUCACGCGGCGCGCAUCACAGCAGCACCACCACGCGGCUUCCACUGCUGUCGACUCGACGCGAUCAUCCUACUCGCAGCACUCUAUUCCGCCAUCACGAUGCCUCACACCCGCGCUCCCACCCGCGGUCGCGCUCGCCGUCUCCCGCUCCUCCGCGAGCCGCCAGCACCUCGUGCCUUCGCAGCCGCCGUCCUUGCCGCUGCCGUGGCUCUCCUCGCCGCCGCCGCCCCCGGUGUGGUUGUACAGGGCGCGCCGUUAGGGGGGCCGGCGUGCGUGAACGAGUUUCCCAAGAAGCCGCUGUGCAGGUUCGUGGAUGAUCUGGCGGCCGCGCCGCGCGUGGAGGUGGACGCGUCCAUGGGGAGGACGAUCCGCAUCGGCGCGUAUCAGAUCUACCAGGCGAAAGAUGCACGCCUAUGGGGUCAACGCAUAAACCCUCUCUUCUUCCCCACUCCGUUCCCACCCUCUCUCCAUCCACAGAAGCUGCACCGCGACCUACCUGCCACAAAGCUGUACGCCUAUGGGCUCAACGAUCUACCUCCCUCCGCCAUUCACAUUCUCCCCGCCCUUCCACCCCCCACCAUUCUCCCCCCUACCCGUCCACAGAAGCUGCACCGCGACCCGCCAGCCACAAAGCUGUACGCCUAUGGGCUCAACGAGCGCACUGCUCACUACCCUGGCCCCACUCUCGUCGCCCGACGUGGGAUCGCCACCAAGGUCUGGCCGCACCUAGCGGUGAGGCGCACGAGGUACCGCUUCCGAGUGCUGGGGGCGGCCAGCAGUCGCUUCUUCAAUCUGCGCUUCGUGUGUGCCGCCCCUCACAACUACCCCGACUUCACCCCUCCCAUCACAGGGGAUGUGCUUCCCAUCGUGCAGAUCGGCACGGACGGAGGCUACCUGCCCCACCCCGUGACCUGCUCCUCCCUCCUACUCGCCCCGGGGGAGCGCCACGACAUUCUCGUCGACUUCUCCUCGCUGCCCGCCUCCUGUGCUGACGUCAUUCUCACCAACGAUGCCCCCGCGCCCUUCCCCUCGGGCGAGGCACCGGGCCGCAACGCCACGGGCGUGGUCAUGCGCUUUGUGGUGGACCGCACUGGUGGUGUUGUGCCGUCACCUCCUGUGCCCAAGAAGCUUGUGUCCCUUCCCAAGCUGCGCCUCUCCCGUGUGAGCAAGGAGAGGUGGAUGACAGCUGUGGAGGUGUCUUCCCCCCAACGCAUCACCUUCGAUGGCCGCGGCUUCAGUGACUCGCCCACCGAGACUCCCAAGCGGAACUCGGAGGAGCUAUGGCACAUAAUCAACGACACGCCAGACGCCCAUCCCAUCCACCUGCAUCUCAUCAUGCACCGCCCCCUCGCCCGCCGCCCCUUCAACCGCACCGCCUACUGCAACAGCCAGUGCGCCUUUCCUGGCAACUCCUCCGCCAACUCCUCCCUGCCCACCUGCUUCACGGGGGAGGGGAGCAGCGUGAGAGUGAGUGGGAGGGCGGGCAGCGUGGGGGAGUACGAGCGCGGGUGGAAGGACACCACUGUGCUGCAGCGGGACGAGGUGCUCACCCUCUGGACCGGCUGUUUCUCCCAGGACGGGUCGCCGUUCCCCUUCAACCCCACGCGUGGCCCAGGGUACGUGUGGCACUGCCACAUCCUGGAGCACGAGGACAAUGACAUGAUGCGCCCCCUCAUUGUCACGUAG